AUGCCAAAGUGUUCGGUGAUUUCCUGCCCAAAUAACAGCAGACACGUGCGAAAAAAGGAUGGUGUUUCAUAUUUUAGAAGUUACGAUAGUUCAGAUCAAGACAACACUCACGUAAACUUAGAUCACGACAACAAUCAGCAAACAAUUAAACAAAAUGAAGAUAGCAUUGAAUUGUCUUUUGAUAUUGAUAAUGAAUUUGGGAACGAUGAAGAAAUAUGCCAACAAACUAACGUUGUAUGCUUGCAGAAUGUGCAAUGGAACCUUAAACGUGUGAUAGAGUUAGUAACAGAAAAGGCAAGCCAAAUGGGACCAAAUGAAUGGAAAGCUCUAUGUGAUAAAACAAAAAAAAUUGAAGACUUUUACAUAGAAAGUGAUCACAUAAUAGACAAUUUGACGGAUACGGAGAUAAUUAUCAGACUAGGAGAAGAUUCGUCAGACAGCGACUCAGGGGACACAGGUAGUUCCUCAUCGUCAUCUGACGAAAAUGAUAAUCUGUUAACUCCUGGAACAAGUAGUGUAUUUUCUAGAGUUAAUGUACCUGGUUGCAGCCGCGUUACAAACGAUAAUCUUCCCGCUGGUGUAUCAUUUAUUGACAGUGACAGUGACUAG
Molecule: messenger RNA, 609 nt
Organism: Parnassius apollo (apollo)
Lineage: Eukaryota; Metazoa; Arthropoda; Insecta; Lepidoptera; Papilionidae
Source: the annotation of a GenBank genome assembly